Daphnia pulicaria is the source of this 3302-nucleotide messenger RNA. Its product is annotated as solute carrier family 28 member 3-like. The record is from RefSeq and is a predicted model, not a curated record. Gene Ontology annotation, cellular component: membrane. Gene Ontology annotation, molecular function: nucleoside:sodium symporter activity. Gene Ontology annotation, biological process: nucleoside transmembrane transport. Bases 318 to 2240 code for a protein of 640 amino acids. NCBI's taxonomy places the organism in Eukaryota, Metazoa, Arthropoda, Branchiopoda, Diplostraca, Daphniidae. The transcript is spliced from 15 exons.
ACGGCGAACGAACGGAUCGGCUGAAGGUUACAUUUGUUGUAAUAACAGAAUUAAGUGAUCAGACGAAUCGAUAGUGAAUUUCUAUCCCAAUACAUUCAAUUUCAGUUUAGUGUUUUUUUUUUUUGUACUUUAUUUGGGUGAAGAACCUCGGUAAAGGCGAGAAACGGAACACUCUGAAACACUUUCACCUUUCGGCCGCUUUUAAAUUCGUCAGAGAGUUUAAGUAGCGGCCCAAGGUUUGUACCGACCAGACGGUUUCUACACCGCUCUGCUACACCCCGAUCGAAAAUAGGAGAAAAAGAAAGCCCCGAGCCGAGAUGGAACGAGGAAUCGAUAACGCUGGCGCGGAUGUUGAGAUGGAGAGUGGCCUGGAUAAAAGAUCGAUCCGCAUUGAGGAUUUGUCAACCCUCGCCGUUAAGGACAUGGAUUUAGCCUCCUCUAAAAGUGACUCGAAUUCAAAUGAAGGGCCCGGCAGCGACGAUGACGACGACGAGCCGACCGACCAAUCCUGCGAAUUCAUCGGCAACGCCCUGGAAAAUUUUUGGAAAACCCUGGGCGAAUUUUUCUCGGAAAGAUCGGCGGCGGCCCGCAGUGUCAUCUACAUUCUCCUGGCCGUUCUGUACAAUGCCUACUUCGUCGCCAGCGUCUAUUAUUCGAUACACAAUGGAAUCGCGAUGGAUUGGUGCGACGGAGUGGGUUUCCUCAUUGUCCUGACGGGCCUCAUUUACUUGGGCCUGUUCUACUUCCAAAUUGUCAAAAAGUUCUGGGGCAAAGCUAUUAAUCGGGCAGUGCUCAAGCCGUUCGGAAAGGCUUUCGACAAAGUCUGGAAGUACAGUUGGUUUCGAUAUGGAUUUUACCUCGUCCUUAUUGCCGGUUUGCUCACAUUUCUGAUUAUCGACACGGCAGACGAGCGAGUGAGAUUGCAAUCCUUUGGUGGUCUACUCGUCUUCCUGCUGCUCGGCUGGAUCUUUUCCAAAUAUCCGUCCAGGGUGAUAUGGAGACAUGUGAUGUGGGGCAUGACGCUGCAGUUGAUAUUUGGUCUAAUCGUCUUGCGAUGGGACUUUGGUCGAAGAGUUUUCGAAUGUCUGGGUCAGAAAGUUACAACUUUUCUCGAUUACACCAACGCAGGAUCAAGUUUCGUCUACGGUUACUUGGUGACCGAUCAAAACACGUCGGGCAUAGCCUUGGGAACCAUAUUUGCCUUCAAAAUUCUGUCGGUCAUCUUCUUUUUCAGUUUCUUCGUCAACAUUCUCUACUAUUACGGCGUGAUGCAAUGGGUCGUUCAGAAACUCGGAUGGCUCCUGCAGGUCUCGGUCGGCACUACGGCGGCCGAAUCGAUGAACGCGGCCGCCAACAUCUUUUUAGGACAGACUGAAGCUCCGCUGCUUAUCAGGCCGUUCCUUCCUAAAAUGACGAAAUCGGAGAUUCACGCCGUCAUGGUUGGCGGAUUUGCCACCAUAGCAGGAUCUGUAUUGGCCGCCUACAUCAGUUUCGGCAUUAGCGCCUCCCAGUUACUCAGCGCAUCCGUCAUGGCCGCUCCCGCUGCUCUGGCCUUGGCCAAAUUGUUUUACCCAGAGACGGAGAAAUCUCAGACAAAGGCUGGAGAUAUUAAAGUUCCUAAAGGAACCGAAGCGAAUGCUUUGGAUGCAGCCGCCCAAGGAGCUGCGAAUGCCGUGUUUUUGGUGGCCAAUAUCAUCGCCAAUUUAAUCGCCUUUUUAGCAUUCAUCGCCUUCCUCAACGGAGUCAUUUCCUGGUACGGCAAUCUCCUGGGAGCGCCCUACAUAACAUUCGAAUGGAUUAUGGGGAAAGUAUUCAUCCCAGUAGCUUUCCUGAUGGGAGUUCAGCCAUCUGAAUGUUACCUCGUUGCCAAUUUGGUGGCUAUUAAGACAAUAGUCAACGAGUUUGCAGCUUACAGCAAACUUUCGGAAUACAUUGCACAGGGCAUUAUUUCGAAACGAUCGGAAACGAUCGCUACCUUUGCGUUGUGCGGAUUCGCCAAUCCUGGGUCGAUUGGCACCCAAAUCGCCGCACUGGCCACCAUGGCCCCCGAUCGACAGAGCGAUCUGGCACAAGUUGCCUUCCGAGCUUUUAUUGCCGGCAGCACGGCAUCGUUCAUGAACGCUUGCGUUGCUGGUACCUUGAUUUCGACGGUCUCAACUGUGCCCCUAUCGACGACCUACGCACCUUCAACGCUCAGUUUCACGCCAAACAUUACCGCCAUAAUGGGUUCCAAUUUUUAGUCAACUUUCAUGUGCAAUUAAAUUCGAACAAAAAAAAAGGAGAAAUAAACAGCUUGUUGUUGUAAGAUUCGACGAAAUUUACAGCUAGUCACAGAUUCUUAGUCUAACAGUCGACUAAGGAAUAUAAAAAAAAACUUCUAUAGCUCACACAUUUGUAAUCAUGAGUAAUACAGGGGGAGCGGGUCUGCCUGAUCAACAUUUGUAUAUGACCAAUACCACACAUUUUCUCCCAAUGGAGGGGACUAUUUUAAUCGAGGGUUGGGCUGUUGGCUUGGUAAACUAACGAAAAUGAGCCGUCAUUAUUUCCACAUACAUAUGCCACGAACGAUACAAGUAAAUAUGUCGGAUGAGUGUUUACAUCCGUAAUAACAGACGUGUGUACAUGGCCACCUCGACCAGUUAUUGACUAACGAAUUGCCGUCAUUAUUGGAGAUAAUUAUUUGCCUUUGUAGCAACCUGUAUCCAUACUCCUAUAGCGUCAACACAGACUAAACGACACGUAGCUGUUUACUGUCCUAAUAAGUCGCAUUCUUAUUCCAAAUAACUGGGAAUAGGAUAUUCCAACUCCCUAUAUAAAGCCGACUUUUUCUCACCGAAUACAUCACAUUGUCUAUCAGCAACUCUACAACAACACCAAAAAUGUUCCAGAAAUUCUUUAUCUUCGCCGUUAUCAUCGCCAUGAUGGCCAUCGUCUUCACCAACUCCAUGCCCACUGCUGAAGAGGGUGAAGCCGUUGACCAAACUUUCUGCAAACUCUUCUCUACCUGCGUCAACAGCACCAACUGUGCCGGCAAUCUCAUAUACAAGACCUGCCGCGCCAACCUGUUUGGCAGUCUGCAGUGCUGCUUGUAAACGAUUCAUUGUACCGAGAUGUUAUUUUAAAACUUAUUCAUCACGACGACCCAAGAUUUGAGAGCAGGAUCACGUUUACCGACCUUUCUACUUUUGUUUUCUUUCCAUCUAUGCCUAAGACAAUUCAAAUCUUUAGUUAGGUCUCAUACACCUAUCUCAAUUUAAAAACUUGUCGUUUAUAUCAGAAAAUAAAAAUCUAUUCUUAAGCAU